UUCUCUUGAAAGUUGUUGAGAGAAUACAGCUUGCUCCAAAGUUGCGGCUUAAAAACAGUAUCUCUAAACUCAGGAGGAAAGAAAGAAAGCUCCUAACCUCGAUUACAGGGUCUUGAAAAAGUUUUAAACUUCUCUUCUCAAGAAAACUCAUUCAAGACAAGAAGCCGGCUGGGAAACGAUCGAGCCAUGUUGACAAACGCUGGGAGAUUCAUAGACAGAAAUCCUGGAAUUGUUCCGGCGGGAAAGCUUUUCAAUGUUAGCGGCGAAACAUCCGGAGACUGCUUACAAAUACCACAACGGCCUCUCAAACCAGAGACAGUGCGAAAGUUUCGAGCAACAACGCAACCCGAAGCAGCAAAAGAGAGAGUAUUUUAUGGCAGAGCGAAUGAUCCCGACAUCGCUUCACGAAUCGUUCACGGAGUCAACACGAAAUCUUCACUUGUUGCCGGAGAUCUUGUGAAUCCCACCAGGAAAAGCUUAUUCUCUCAAAGGAUGCUUGAUAAAAAGGAAGGCCUUUAUGCAAGCAGGAAGAAUGCCCCUUUAGGGCGUUGCCACGACCAAAGGCCAGGACUGCCAAAUGGUGUGGGACCUACUGAUGUCAUGUAUGGAGUCAAAACUAUCAAAGAUGGAAGUGCUGGGGAGAUGGUGAAUCCAAGUAAGACUGCAGCACAAGUGAACACUGAGUCACUGGAAGGCAAAGAACUUUACAAAGUUAGCCACAAUGACUUUGACGUGGGUGAAAUGGUUGAUAGAAAGUACGACUGGAGCAGAAUACCCAGAGACAGCAAGUUUGGUGUGGAAACGCCACAUAACAACGAUGGGAUACAUGUGAGAAAAACACUCAAGUGGCUUCAUGAGACACAACAGGAAAAGGCAACAAAGAUUGUCUCAAAGCGAGUGGAUGACUUCCGAGAAAGAACCCAGCCUCAACUUGGCAAAGUACAUGAUCCCAUCAAAGAUACACUCAGAGUCACUCCAGAUCAUACGUUUGGUGUUAUGGUCAAACCCGACGAGUAUGGCGCAGGGGAUUUAAUCCACAUGCGUGUUCCUGGGAAGUACCUUCGAGGUCAAGACAGAGAGAGGGGAGUGUUAGCUGCUGUGAGGCAUCAUUUGAAGCAAGCAAAUUACCACAAUUUCCAUGAUCUGAGAGCUGCUUUUCAAUAUUAUGACAAGGAUAAUUCUGGGAAAAUUUCACUUGAUGAAUUGCGAGAAGUGUGCAUCCAGUUCAACCUUCCUGUGGAACCCGAGCUCCUGGAGUCCAUGUUUGCUUACUGUGACGUUGAUGGUGAUGGCCAGAUUAACUAUGAUGAGUUUGCUAACUUCCUUAACUGGAAAGACAAGAUGCCGUCAGGAGCAAUCAAGGGUGCCGUGACAACUACACAACAGGGUGAAACAACUGAGGGAGAAGUGAAGGAGGAGGGGCAAAAGACAGGCGAGUCAACACCAACAAGACUCCAGAAACAGAUUGACCAAGCAGUAGGGGGCUGGAAAACUUCAUCAUCUCAAUUUAAUGAUGUCACUGGAAAGAUCAGAACAUCAGGCUGGAGGGCUUAUGGAGUCCCAACGAUUAGAUCAGAUUUACCAGCACCGAAUACAAGACGAGUAGGUGAUACUAAGAACUAUGGUGAUGAAUCUGAUGCCUAUGGCUUGAUUAACCCAUCGAUUUACAGUAACCGUGGAGUCUACGAGAAGGACUUCUUUCAACCCAGAGAUCAGUAUGAGAUAAGAAGAAUCUUUGAUGGAAUUGGAGUUGAGAUGACAACCAAUGCAUUUGAAAAGAUUUGGGAACAAGCGAGCACACGGCACCCUAAUGGACUGGUCAGUGUGGAGUCAUUCAGAGGAGUCAUGGAUGAAGUGACUGCACAGAAACUUGCUGAAACCCAAGUGUCGUAAAAACAAGAAUGCAAAUCAGUGAUUAUUUCUUUUCGAAUAAUGCCAAGACACAAAUAGCUAAAUAUUUUUUAACAACUCAGAUUUUAUUUCAGAGUUCAAGCUUGAUUCUGAGUACAAUGUAAAACAUAGUUUUCAUAGCACAGCAUUUUGAAACAGUUUUAAGUCUCUGUCUAAUACAUUUGGUGUCUCUUUACAUUUGUUAAAUUUAACUAUUAAUUGUAUGAAAUAAGAAAUUAAAACUAAUUAUGAUAUAUAACAACCUACAUGGAGUAUUUUGUAAAUAAACAAACGUUUGAGACUUAAAAAUAAAUCGAUCAAUAAAAAGUUGGUUAAAAGAAGUUGGUUAAAAACAACUCUACAGUUUUGUUUAAUGCCUACAUAACGAUCUUAAUACAUAAAAUAUGUUAGCAUGCAUGCAAUUGCUCUUAACAUGUCAUGUGACUGAAUGUGCCCAAGCUAAAUUAAAACUGGGGAAUGUCUCAGUGAUAUUCCCCAAUUUUCAACGCUGUGCGUGUUGCGCAAAAUAUUUGAAGGAUAAUUAACACAAAACCCUCCA
Orbicella faveolata is the source of this 2449-nucleotide messenger RNA. Its product is annotated as EF-hand domain-containing family member B-like. The record is from RefSeq and is a predicted model, not a curated record. NCBI's taxonomy places the organism in Eukaryota, Metazoa, Cnidaria, Anthozoa, Scleractinia, Merulinidae. Gene Ontology annotation, molecular function: calcium ion binding.